Molecule: messenger RNA, 2562 nt
Organism: Patiria miniata (bat star)
Lineage: Eukaryota; Metazoa; Echinodermata; Asteroidea; Valvatida; Asterinidae
Gene: cdc16
Product: cell division cycle protein 16 homolog
Exons: 16
Coding region: 22-1779 (585 amino acids)
Biological process (GO): cell division
Molecular function (GO): protein binding
Source: RefSeq, a predicted model, not a curated record
AUUUAGCAAUGGCGGGCUAGAAUGAGCAAAAUGAAUGACAGAAAGAGUUCGGAGGGACUCGAAGUUUGCAAAUUACAGUCUCUUGUAAGGUUGUACAUCGAUAAGCAUCAGUACGAAAGUGCACAUUUCUGGGCGGACAAACUUGUGUCUUUAUCAGAUGAUGAAAUUGCGGACAUUUACUGGUUAGCGCAGACCCUGUACCUCACCGGUCAGUACCACAGAGCGGCACAUUUAUUGCAGAGUAAAAAACUGAACAAGGCCAACAAGGCAUGCCAGUAUCUCACUGCCAAGUGUCACGCGGCAGUCAAGGAAUGGGAGGAGGCUUUAAAUGUCUUAGAUGCCUCGGAGAGUUCAAUCAAGACGCCCGGCAAAGUCAAGGAAGAGGACUUGACUUCACCAGGGGUGGACAUCCAAGACAUUCCUCUCCAAAAUGUGGAGAGUUCGAUUUGUUUACUGCGAGGCCAGGUGUACGAAGCCAUGGAGAACAGGGUCCUGGCAGCUGAGAAUUAUCGUCUAGCGUUACAGCAAGAUCCUUACUGCUUUGAAGCGUUUGAGUUACUGGUCAAACAUCAGAUGCUUACGGCGAACGAAGAGAGAACCUUGUUAGACUCUCUUCCGUUGACCAAGAAUUGCCGCUUAGCAGAGAUGGAGGUUGUUAAAAGCGUUUAUGAAACCAUCCUCAAGAAAUAUGACAAGCCGUCGCUCUCAAGUUUACCGUCCUGCCUGGAACCACUCAAGGACAACUCAGACGUCGUGACGUGUCUAGCCGAGAGACAUUACUACAACUGUGACUUCAGGACUUGUCACAAGAUCACGUCAGAAGUGUUGAACAAAGAUCCCUACCACGGAACGUGUCUGCCGCUACAUAUAGCUACACUGGUGGAACUAAGAAAAUCAAAUGAUUUAUUCUACCUUGCACAUAAACUGGUUGACUUGUACCCUGGCAAGCCCAUAUCGUGGUUUGCGGUGGGGUGUUACUACUACUUAGUCGGCAAGAACGACUCCGCAAGGCGCUUCUUCAGCAAAGCAACGACGCUGGACAGGUUGUAUGGUCCGGCCUGGCUAGCCUUCGGUCACUCCUUCGCUGCUGAGGGGGAACACGACCAGGCCAUGGCUGCGUACUUCACUGCCUCGCAGCUCAUGAAGGGAUGUCACUUGCCACUCCUUUUUGUUGGUCUGGAGUACGGACUCACCAAGAACUUCAAGCUAGCAGAGAAGUUCUUUGACCAGGCCUUAGCCAUAGCUCCUAGUGAUCCCUUUGUCUUGCAUGAGAUGGGCGUGGUGGAGUUCCACAAUGGAGACUGGGAUGAAGCAGAGAAGUACUUUGUGAAAGCCCUGGCCAUCGUACAGAGCAUGGGAACUCAGGACGUACCGGAGAAAUGGGAACCGUUACUCAACAAUCUGGGCCACGUCAGCAGGAAAUUGAAGAAGUAUGAAGAAGCUUUGGAAUUCCAUCGGCAGGCGUUAGUUUUAUGCCCACAUAGUCCGUCGUCAUAUUCAGCUAUUGGCUAUGUCUAUUCCCUGAUGGGAGACUUUGCUAUGGCUAUUGACUACUUCCACAAGGCGUUGGGUCUCGGUAGACGCUAUGUGUUUUCAGAGACCAUGCUAGCUCGUGUGAUUGAGCAGUUCAUCUUAGAAACCUCUCCAAGUGACGGAGGUAGCGUGGACAUAUCUGAGCUGACGUCGCCUGCUGCUCCCAAGGAUGACGUGAUGAUACUGAUGAAGGACGAUACGUCGUCAAGUCUUGACAUCGAGGUGGAGAUGGAGGAUAAUGAUUGAUGCGGGAAAUUGACUCCAGUUGAAAACAUCUUGAAGAUUUUGAUUCAUCAUCAUCAACAAAAUGUAUCAGGCUUUCAUCAAAGCAACAAACAUCAUCUGAUGCAGGAGUUCUUUUUAGUGCUUCUGCUAACCUUAAAAACAUAUUGAAGGCAAAAUGAUAGAUGAUAUCAUUUUCAUAAGUUUCUGGGUGUGGAUAGCAUAGUCGUUUUGCUCAAAUGGAGUUAAGAUGGAUUCAAGAAUGAAUAAGCCUGCUGAUCAGGGGUAAUAAUAUUAAUUUAAUUUGCUUUGAUCCACUUUAUCCAAUAUGAGAUAUCUUUAAAUCCUUGUUUGAUUGGUUGGGGGAGGGGGGGGGGUUCAAUAUUCCAUUUAAUUGCUAACACCUGGGCUUUUUUUAUAGUGUUGUAUUCAUGGACUCAAAUUAACAAUCUCCAACUAAGCAUAGACUAUAAUUCCACAUAUAAGAUUUAUUUCUUUAGAUUAAAAAAUAUAUAAAUAUUUAUUCAACUGACAAGUAGCGGACAAAAUUGAAUUUUAACAUUUUCCUUUUUUUACUGUGGAGCAAAAGACUUUCCGCCUGGCAUAUCCGAUAUCUCACAGAUUAACAAUACAUGUGUAUAUAUAUAAAAAUGUACACAGAGGUACUGCAUGAAAUAAAUAUUCCGUAAAAUGAAAAAUGUCGUCACGACCCUUCUUUAGUCGUCUCCCGUGUAACCAACUUGUGUCAUGCCUUAAAGGUCAUUUACAACAAUUACAAACGUCAAAAAAAACAAAAUUACCAAAUUA